This is a messenger RNA of Malus domestica (apple), 456 nucleotides long. The record is from RefSeq and is a predicted model, not a curated record. Lineage: Eukaryota; Viridiplantae; Streptophyta; Magnoliopsida; Rosales; Rosaceae.
AUGCAUGAAACAACCCAUGCCGUGCACCCUAGUGAAGAAGUAAUUGAAAUAGUUGCUGCCCUUGAGUCAUUGCCACCACAAUAUGAGUUAGAGCACAAGGCACAUUGGGCUGUCAAGACAUUCAAUUUGGACCUAGAUGCGGCUGGAAUCCAUAGGAAGCUCCAAUUGAAUGAACUUGAAGAAAUCAGGAAUGAGGCAUAUGAGAAUGCUUGCAUUUACAAGGAGAAGACAAAGGCAUUCCAUGACAAGAUGAUUCGUAGCAAGACAUUCUCAAUAGGGCAGAAAGUGUUGCUUUUCAACUCCCACCUACGUUUAUUUCCCGUUCAAAUUCAAAGCUUAAGGGACGGCCGAGAAUUCAAGGUGAAUGGGCAUCGUUUAAAGCCAUAUUAUGAGAAUGUGGUGGGGCAGGUUGUGGAGGAAAUACACCUCCAUGUCGUGGGCUCCAAUGAAGCUUAA